This is a messenger RNA of Aspergillus aculeatinus CBS 121060, 1135 nucleotides long. Its product is annotated as aromatic ring-hydroxylating oxygenase subunit alpha. Gene Ontology annotation, molecular function: 2 iron, 2 sulfur cluster binding; iron ion binding. Lineage: Eukaryota; Fungi; Ascomycota; Eurotiomycetes; Eurotiales; Aspergillaceae. Bases 1 to 966 code for a protein of 321 amino acids. The record is from RefSeq and is a predicted model, not a curated record. The transcript has 5 exons.
AUGCCCGACCUUCAUCGUACUUUGCCUGCAUCCUGGUAUCGUAGUCAAGGGCUCUAUCAACUUGAACGGAGAGCGGUGUUUCUGAAGUCAUGGUAUCUUUUAGGUCCCGUCACUCGAUUCCGUGAGGUGGGCGCACAAGUCGAAUACGAGAUCGCUCAGCGCCCACUGGUUGCUUUUCGAUGCUCCGGAGAUGGCCCUUAUCCUGGUGCAGAAGAGAUCCAGGUGCGAUGCUUGAAGACGGAACGACCACUAAGACAUCAUGUUACUCCCACAGGUCUGGUCUUCGCAGCCCUGGGGGACGAGGCCCCGGAUUUUCACGAGUAUUUCCCCGAGCUGGAACCGUUGCUCCAGAAAGUGAACUUCACCAAGCUUCCGUACCGCCACAGCAUCAAGUAUGAAGGUCGAUUCAACUGGAAGACUAUGGUGGAUGGCUACCAAGAGUGCCUGCAUUGCCAGUACACGCACCCGUCCUUCUCCGUCUACUACCCCCCGACCUCGUACGCGGUGCACAACCAUCGGAACUUCUCACAGCACAUCGCCGACCCCGACAAGCCGGAUGAUGGUCUGUUUCUCUACUUUUUCCCGAACUGCACCCUGAAUGUGUAUGGCGGGGGCAUGUCGUCGUUCCGCGUCUGUCCGACGGAGGAUCCUAAUGUGACGAGGAUGGAAUUCGACUACUACCACAUGGAAUCGGGCGAGAAGUUCGAGCAGUACUAUAAGUUCGUUCGGCAGGUGGCUAUGGAGGAUUACGAGCUGUGUGAGAAGGCCCAGGACAACCUUGUCAGGGGCAUUUAUAGCGAAGGGAUCUUGAACCCGGAGAAGGAGAAUGGGGUAUCGUUCUAUCAGGGUCGUGUGUUUGAGCUCGUGUGCGAGCAGUAUGCUGUUGAUCAAGUGGAACAAGUGGGGAGUAAGAAGGCAAUGGCAUAUAAGGAAGGAGCUGAGGUGACUAUGGCUGUUGUUGCAUGAUACCGGGAUGGAACGGUGCGGACAUCCGUGAUAGCUAAAUGGGUGGUUUGCCAUCAACGUUCGAGGCCAGAAGCAAGAAGAAUUGUCCCAUUAUUGUCCAUGCUGCUUGUAAGAAAGAUAAGAACUUGCCAAUCUCAAGUCCAAUGAUCGAAUGCAGCUCAAUCUUGAC